GCACGCAAUUCGCUGAUUGGAAAGAAAACCUGCGGCGGAAUCUCAAAAAAUGGGCACGACCCCAAUAUCCUUGGACGAUGGGCAGCGUCAUCCACGGUCGAAAAGCCGGAAUCUUGGGAAAACCGUGUCUUCUGAUGACCUGGUGUUGGGACAGGGAUGGAGAUGGAUCCGCCGACCGACCAAUCUCCGGGUGCGUGUCGUCUUGUUUGGGGAUGAUGGAUGGAAGAUGGAUUGUUCUGGUCGAUCUAUAGGCUUGGCGGAGAAUGAACAUUUGCUGGUGUUUUCAUGAUGCCGCUCGCCCAUCUCAUGCUCGCGAUGGCCCUGAUAGGACCUUCCAAAUACAUUACUGGCACGCAGUUUGUAUGCGAGAGAAUUCAGGAAACCGGAGAGUUAGAUGCUGCUGCCUUUGAAUCGCCGUGUUGUGCUGAAAGAUCAGGGUCAUUGGAGUAGAAAGUUUUGAGGGUAAAACAUGUAUUGGCGGUUUGAUCUGCGGGGCUUGUAUUGAUGUGGACAAGGCGAGGAUUUGUCUUUAGGACUUGCCUGCUUCUUGCGGUCGUUCGCUAAGAAUGUCAGGACCAGGUACAUGGCUUCUACCCGAGAGUACCGCGAAACGUGUAACGGCUUCGUUAGGAUAUGAUUUUUACCUAGCGAGGCGUGCUACUGGUGGUUUGCCUUUUUUCACAGAGACUGGGGCUAUUUACCAGUGCUACAUCAGGUAGAAGUGCUUAGGAGGAGGGGGUAUUGUUGCGGCUUAGCGGUGUGAAAUGUGCUUUGUCCAAAGGUUAGCCAUCUUGAUGUAUUGGGCAAUGGAUGAUUGUUCGCGAUCGAAAAAGUUGAUGUGUAGAAAAGGUUAUUUGAAUUAUGGUUGGAGGGUGUGCCGCCGUUACUUGAUCUCGACGUUUCUUCUGAGGCAGACAAACGCAUGUGGAACACCCGCUGAUAACCGGAGAUGGCAUCAUUUCUCGGGGACAGGUUUUCGUUUCUCAAGUCGCAUAGAGUAAUG
Messenger RNA from Ectocarpus sp. CCAP 1310/34, 1003 nucleotides. NCBI's taxonomy places the organism in Eukaryota, Phaeophyceae, Ectocarpales, Ectocarpaceae. The record is from the annotation of a GenBank genome assembly.